Molecule: messenger RNA, 2652 nt
Organism: Eufriesea mexicana
Lineage: Eukaryota; Metazoa; Arthropoda; Insecta; Hymenoptera; Apidae
Gene: Sec3
Product: exocyst complex component Sec3
Exons: 11
Coding region: 37-2616 (859 amino acids)
Biological process (GO): Golgi to plasma membrane transport; exocytosis
Cellular component (GO): exocyst; plasma membrane
Molecular function (GO): phosphatidylinositol-4,5-bisphosphate binding
Source: RefSeq, a predicted model, not a curated record
UUGAAUAUUAUAUAGUAUUUAAAACUAAUUACAAUUAUGGCAGCAAUAAGACAUACAUUACAAAGAGAAGUGUUUACACCUAGUGAUGAGAAAUUACUCAGUGUAUGCUAUGUUAGUAAGGCAUAUAAAAAAAAGAAAAUGAGUUUUUUGUGUUUAACUACAACCACAGACUCACCUUCAUCGUUACUUUUAUAUCAAGUAAAAAAGAAUGAUAAAAAUGUAUUUAAGAAAAAGCAAUCAUGGUCUUUAAGUGAUAUUCAAAUUGUGGAUGGCGUUAAAAAUGAUUCUAUGGAUAUAGAAUUACAUAUUGAUAAAGUAUAUAAAUGGUCAGUGACAACAGUACAAGAACGAAGGACAUUUAUAAGUAAUUUAUAUACUUAUUCUUGUAAUUUAGCUCAAAGACCACAAUUUAGAAAUAUUCCUAAAGAAUGGCUUAUAGAUCCUAGUUCAUUAAAAAAGGGUGAUAGUAUUACUUUUACACCAGAACUAUUAACAUCUCCUAUUUCAUCUGAUUACCAACCUAUUACUGAAAAAGAAGCUAUAGAUUUAAAGCAAAUGAUGGAGGACUGUGAUUAUGCAGUCUCAAAUGCUGAACUUUUUAUGGAAACCCUUUCUAAAGAUCUCUCAAUUCUGGAUGGGGAAAAUGUGCAAUCAGUUUUGGCAUCAGAAGCUCGAGUAACUCAAUUAAUGAAUAGUAUAGAAGCAGCAAUAACUGAAGCUUCUAUCGUUGAAGCUCGUCUUGCAGCUUAUGAUGAGGCCCUUGGUAGGAUUAGAGAAGUUAUGGCACGUGUAGGCCAAAAAAAUCAAGCUAUCCAUACAGCUAAUAGUAAUGCACGACUUUUGCUAGAUCAAUUGAAUACAGUAAUUUCACAAUUAGAUAUUUCAUCAACACAUCAGCGUAUUUUGAGCGAAGCUGAGCUUCCAGGAGAAAAGGAGGAACUUAGCCAAGCAGGUGCUGCCCUUUUAAAAGCAAUAACAGCUCCUCUACCACCAGGGCUUGAUAAAUUAAGUGCAGUGACAGAACAAAAAAGACGACUUGAUAAGCUUAGAGUUAAAUUUUCUGUAAUUGUAGCUAGACAUCUAAAUAACCUUUUCAUACAUUUGGGUAAUGAUGUUGGAGAUAUGUCAACAUCAAUGACAGAUUUAAUUCUUCCAACACAUCAAGCAGUUCAUCAUGAGCUUGAACCAUACACAGAGUUAAUGCAAUUAUUAAGAGCAUUAGAUAAUAAGGCUUUUGUGCAGUUAACCAAGGUUUAUACAGAUACAAUGAGUAAGUUAUACAAGAGAGAUUUGAAACGAUUUUUUGAAGAAGCAAGGAAUAAGCUUAUUUGUAAACGUCUUCAAGCAAAUACAUCAAAGUCUAGUGGUCAAAAAACAGAAGAUUUACUGAAUCCUGCACCUAUUUGUUUAUUAAGUGGUGAAAUAUGGGCACCUGUAGGGGAAGGAAAUCUUUUGGAUUCAGUUCUUGAUUGUAUGCUUUCUCAAAUGCAACCAGUUUGCCUCGCAGAACAAGCAUUUUGCAUUUCAUUUUUACAAUUGGAUUCUGUUCUUUCUCCAUCAAAAAGUAGUGAAAUGGAAGAAGUAGAUAAUAUUAGUAAUGGAGCUGCAAGUCCUGGAUCAGUAACUUCUACAGCAAGUAAGAAAUUAGAAAGACAAGUAAAUGAAGAAGUACGUGCAACAAUGGCAGCUAUAUUUCCGUCAUUGGAAACUGAAUUAAGUAACUUUAUUGCUUUUUUGGAUAAAAUUGAUAGCUUUUGGUGUAUGUAUGUUUUGGUGCGUUUAUCACAACAUGUUAUGUCUGCACAAGACACUGGUUCAUUUUUAUCUAUGACAUUUGCUUCUGCCCUAAUUCAAGUUAAAAGAGCAUUUGAUAAGUUCAUGCAAACACAAUUACAAUCAAUUCUCUGUGAUACUAAAGUUAAUCGCAGAAAUAAGUGUGGUAUAUUAUCAUAUGUAGAAAAUUUUGAACCAUUUGCAAGAACAGCAGAAAAAAUCUUUAAAAAUUCAGAUCGGAAAGUUGAUCUUGAAAAGUGGUAUACUAAAUUAGUAGGUACAAUGUUUGAAGCUAUUGUUAUCCACAGUAGAGACCAUCAUAAAACUCCACAGGAAGUUAUUAAGAUGGAAAACUUUCAUCAUUUAUAUGAUCUUCUAUCACAAUUAAAAAUACCUGUUCUUGAUCAUGAACGAAAGGAAGCUAAACAAAAAUAUCAGGAUGCUUUAUGUGUAUAUGUUACACAAUAUUUUGGAAGGCCUUUAGAAAAACUAAAUCUAUUUUUUGAAGGCGUACAAGUAAAAGUUGGUGCUGGAGUUAAAGAGUCUGAAGUUAGUUAUCAAAUGGCUUUCAGUAAACAAGAGCUUAAACGUGUUGUAAAAGAAUAUCCCGCCCGAGAAGUUCAAAAAGGUUUAGAAAAUUUAUAUAGAAAGGUUGAAAAACAUUUAUGUGAAGAAGAAAAUUUAUUACAAGUUGUUUGGCGCGAAAUGCAAGGUGAAUUCAUUGCACAAUAUAAAUAUAUAGAGGAGUUAAUUAAAAGAUGUUAUCCAGACAGUAUGGUAACUCUUGAAUUUACUAUGCAAGAUAUUUUAGACUUCUUCUCAGAAAUAGCUCGAUCUCAUUAAAUAAUUCUUUAAUACAAAUAUACAAAAAUUGUAAAA